Molecule: messenger RNA, 1119 nt
Organism: Postia placenta MAD-698-R-SB12
Lineage: Eukaryota; Fungi; Basidiomycota; Agaricomycetes; Polyporales; Adustoporiaceae
Exons: 16
Coding region: 1-1119 (372 amino acids)
Source: RefSeq, a predicted model, not a curated record
AUGUCCGAUUCUGUGAAUAACCUAUUAGGAAGCCUCCUAGGCACGUUCUGCUUCGCGAUACUCCUUUAUGGAAGUGCAACCUCGCAGGCGUACAACUACUGGUGGAACUAUCCGAACGACGUCAAGUUCCAUCGACGAAUAGUCAUCUCUGUGUGGCUCAUUGAUACGAUACACACUGCGUUGUGCAUCGCUUUGUUGUAUCAUUGGCUGAUCAUUGGCUACGGGAACCUGUCACACGCCGAGAACACUGUCUGGCCUGGGAACAUCACGAUGUUCAUGGAGGUAGAGGUCACGCCCUUCCUUCAGGAUAAUAUUGCGCUUAGAAGAGCAGCUUCUAUAUCAGUCAAGUCUGGGUUUCGUCUCAUACUCAUAUAUGCCAGGGAGUCAAAGAAGUGUACCAUUAUGCUUGGUGAUGGUGCGACGAUGCAACUAUAUAACACGUUCAGCGGCUUACCCUGGACACAGGCGGCAAUGCUAAGUGCUCGAAUAGGCACUUGUGUUCUCUUAUUCAAAUACAAGACACUCAGCAGAUUUGCCGAGAGUCAAGGUCCACUCAUUAUCACAGUGUGUGGUCUUAGUCUCGGGGCCGCUGUCGAUCUUAUGGUAUCUCUGUCGCUGAUUGCGGAUAACAGGAAGAUGCAUGUUGUUGAGAUCCUUCAAUCUUAUGUGAUCAACUCCGGAGUUCUUACAAUUAUAUGCCAACUCGCUCUUUGCAACGUGCGUGGCGUGUCCUCCGUGCGCUGGCAAGCGUUCACGCUACUCACAACUACCGAGGUAGUGGAGAACUCACAGUUGAUGCUUCGGCAGUCACAUCAGUGGUGCACAUCAACGAUGUUUAUACGAAGACUAGACAAGGCGCUCUCGCAGCUCAAUGCUGCAUACUGUGUCCUGCCGGAGGCUUGGCCAAAGGCGCAGAAUGGCAGAGCCCCCUUCCUGUAUUCAUCCGCCGUCCGCGGGAACAAUAUCCUGAACGAUAAGCCACGCAGUCCAGACCUGAACUCAAGGUCGAUCACUGUGCAUCUCGACGUAAGAAUGAAUCUGGUAUUGCCGAGGACGAACGCGUUCGGGGCGGUCGUGUGUCAUAUUACUGAAGAUGAGUUGCUCGGUGAUGGCGAGUGA